GCACGAUCUGGUUUUUAAGAGGGAUAGCACAUUACCAUGCACACUACUCCCUGCAGGCUCAGCAGAGAAUAGCGACAACAGCAGCUCACUCGCUCUCCCUCUCCACCUCUAUCAGACAAGACUCCUCCUCUCCAUCUCUCUGUGACUCCCUCUCUCUCUUGCAUAUGAUCUGUACUUCACUUCCUCCCAGCUGAAGCAGGAGAUAACAGCACGCUACACACAGUGAGCACAAAAGAAGAACCAGAGAAGAAACGGAAGAGACGACUGUGCUUUCUGUAGAUCUGAAGAACGCUGCUCCCUGUGACUUCAGUAAGAGAGAGAGUCUGAGGCCAGCUUCAGCAGCAAGCUACCUUGAGUUAAAGCUUCUGCCUGGCUGCCACAUCCAGCGAUGAGUCGAAGGGAGGCUCUGGUGGGGAACCCUGCGCCUAGUGCGGUGCCUGAGGUAUCGGGCAACAGCACAGAGGCAGCAGGACCCGGUCCCCGCGAGACCAAAGAUGAGAUGUUCUCCAAAGUCAAAGACAAGUUCAUGAACGAACUGCACAAAAUCCCACUGCCGUCAUGGGCCAUCGUCGCCAUUGCGUUUGUUGCUGUUGUACUAGUUGUUUCCUGCUGCUUCUGCAUCUGCAAAAAGUGGAUAUUCAAGAAGAAGAACAAGAAAAAGGGCAAAGACAAGGGAAAGAAUGCCAUCAACAUGAAAGACGUCAAAGACGGUAUCAAAACCGAGGCCUUGAAGGAUGAGGAUGAUGCAGAAACAGGGCUGACGGAUACAGAGAAAGAGGUGGAGCCUAAGGAAGAAGAGAAACUUGGCAAAUUACAGUACUCCUUGGAUUACAAUUUCACAGAGAAUACGCUCAUAGUGGGAAUCAUCCAAGCAGCAGAGCUGCCUGCUAUGGAUAUGGGUGGCACUUCUGACCCCUAUGUGAAGGUCUAUCUUCUUCCAGACAAGAAGAAGAAAUUUGAGACCAAGGUGCACCGGAAGACACUGAAUCCCGUUUUCAAUGAGCAAUUCACCUUUAAGGUUCCCUACACUGAGCUUGGAGGGAAAACUCUGGUGAUGACGGUGUAUGACUUUGACCGCUUCUCCAAACAUGACGCUAUUGGAGACGUGAAGGUGCCCAUGAAUAAAGUCGACUUUAGUCAUGUGACCGAGGAGUGGAGGGACCUCCAGAGCGCUGAGAAAGAAGAGCAAGAGAAGCUGGGUGACAUCUGUUUCUCUCUGCGGUAUGUGCCCACUGCUGGCAAACUGACCGUAGUCGUUCUGGAGGCCAAGAACCUGAAGAAGAUGGAUGUCGGUGGCUUGUCAGACCCCUAUGUCAAGAUUCACCUGAUGCAGAACGGCAAGCGGCUGAAGAAGAAGAAGACGACAAUCAAAAAGAACACCCUCAACCCUUACUACAACGAGUCUUUCAGUUUCGAAGUGCCGUUCGAACAAAUCCAGAAAGUUCAAGUUGUUAUAACUGUUCUGGACUAUGACAAGAUUGGCAAGAACGAUGCCAUCGGCAAAGUGUUUGUGGGCUUGAACAGCACAGGCACCGAGCUCCGUCACUGGUCAGAUAUGCUGGCCAACCCGAGGAGACCCAUCGCUCAGUGGCACGUGCUCAAGCCGGAGGAGGAAGUGGAUGCCCUGCUGGCAGCUCAGAAAAAAUAGAGCGGCCCGAGCCCAACCCCCGUCCCCGUCCCCUUUCCACAAACCCGCCCAUGUAGUGCUCUUUACCCAGUGCGUGUAAAUACCUCAGUGAUUUAAGGAUUCAUGCACCCUUCUAAUUUCGUGUCUUCUCGGACCACCCCCUUGUGUUGUUACGUCGGGUUCGACCCCUCGCCCCCUUCCUUCCGUCGAUAAACUUUCUCUGUCCUUUGUCGUUUCACCUCCAUCUACGACCUUAAAAGUCCCCGACCAAAUGCCCCCUUCUUUUAAGCAAUAUGAUCUGUAUAGAUAGCGCAUGACUGGAGGAAUUUAUUGUACCACAGGUGUAUAUAUCAGUAUGCAGACGAAAAUGAUUUCUAGUUUAUGUGUUUGUAUGUUGUUACCCGUUUCCUAAUCUGUGUAUAUCUUGAUGUUUUUAAUAAGAUGUUCUAUUUUAAAUUAUGUAAAUGCUGACAUAGAAGAGCCAAUAUUAUAUAUAUAAUGGGAUUUAAGAAUUUUACCUUAUUGCAUUCCACUAAAAUAUACGAUAUAUCUCUAUAUAAAUAUUUAAAGAAUUCCAACCUGCGAGACGCUAGUGGAGGUACACUCACUUCGUAAAGGACGGUUUGCGCUUCAUGUUUACUUAAGAAAAAAAAAAAAAUAGCAUACAGAUGUAUCGUACACGAUAAACACACACACUGAACACGAAGGCCAUUAACUAAUAUGGUUUCAUGGUAUAAAUAUAAUAUGCUGCUGACAAUUAUACAAGCACAUGAUUUCGUAAGAACUUUUUGUACUAAUUUAUCAAACUGAGGACCUGUAUGCUUCGCUUAAACCACUUUAAUCGAAGGAAUUCUUCUUACUUGACGAAAAACCAAUCAGCCUUUUUUUUUAUUUUAUUUCUCAUACGGUGAUGCUGUUAACUUUUAGUAAAACGGGUCCCCGGGUUUGCUUCUUUCUUGUUUUCCGUCCUUCGAUUCCCGAAACGUCCCGAAUCCGAUCUGGCGCCUUUGUGAUAACCGUAAAUGGACGAGCUGUAGCCAUCGUGUCCUUGAAGCUUGAAUUUGUGAAUCGCUUCCUUUUCUCGUCGUUGGACUCAUUGGGUUGAGGAAUUUACGGUUCAGCCUCCAAAAACGGAAAAAAAAAAAAAAAUGAAACCAGGAGUUUUGACUCUAGCUUUAAGACAACUAUUUUUUAGAUUAAGUCAACGUCUGAAUAUUUUUGGUAACUUGCAUGAUUUUUUUUACGAUCUUUGCUAAAGGCCGGGUAACGGGGGGAUUUAUUUACACCGGGGAGUCUUUCAAGAGACUCCCUUGCCUUCAAUCAAAAGUAAUCAAACGUUGCGGGACGGAAACUUUUAAAGCGCUCUGUCCCGGCGAGUCGAUGAGGAGGAGGAGGAAGAAGAGGAGAGGCGAGCUUUUAAACACUGCCAUUGUUUUCAGGGAGGUACGAGGAGCACACGACUCCUCCCUCCACGCACACGCCACUCAUAUAGUGGUUGUAGCUUCGGUUCAUCGGGGAACAAUGUAUUUUGGCCGCAACGGUGCCCUAAACAGCAGUUUUUGCUUUCUGUUGCCUUUUCACAGUGACAAUAGAGUUAGCCAUGCUUUACUGCCAACCCCUUCCCCCGUGGCUACUGUUUUGCACUGUACAGUCUAGGAACGAACAGUUGCUCGUCGAGAAAAGUCAGUUCGUUCAAUAGCGCAAGAAAGCGGACCGGCCCCCGACCGGUUUGGACGCCACGAGCAUUAGCGAAUCUUUAACAAUAACCGUAAAAGUUAAUGGUCUGUACAGGUGAUAACAUUCUAAUGUCCUUUACUACGGGUCUAACAAGAGGGCGAGUAGACGUUUAGUCCAUUAAAACCAUGAGUUAUCUUGGAGGAACCUCUCGCGUACACUAGAUGCUAGCUUCAGGAGGAGUUUCUAAGUGUUUUCAAUGUUACUGUGUAGGUGAUAGCACUGUUACUUAAAAAUAAAAGGAAGAAAAAAAAGCUAUUCGUCAUUCCAUAGGAGUCUUUAGGGACUGAGUUGUGUAUCACUGUGACUGCGGUGUGUGCUUAGCGUUGUAGUUUUCAGUAGGUAGCGGCCAUCUUGUACUAUAGUGACGUCGUGCUGCCAUCCCCCCCCUAUCACACCACACGAGAGUACGAAGAGAGAGCGGCGGUUUACGAUAACCGUCACUCUCGCGGGUCAGUUCACACAGCAUUUUGUUGAGCACUGUGCAAUACUUGUAUGUUCAUCCCCUAGUGUUUAAACGGGCGGCAUCUCUCGAUAGGGGCAAAAAAAAGAGAAAGGGAGAGAGGGGGAAAAAAAACGCGACCCUACGCGGCGAGAUGAUGUAUCCAUCGACCGUAGUCUGGUUAGGUCACAGCACACGUGUGUAGUUUGGAGCUCAACAUCUGUAAACUUGUUAAGGAUUCCUCCGUUUUUUUCCCGUUGAGUUUUCCUACACACAGAUUUAACCAUCAAAACAUUCGGGUAAACGUGUGUGUGUAUAUAUGUAUACGUGUAUAUGUAUAUAUAUAUAUAUAUAUAUAUAUAUAUAUAUAUAUAUAUAUAUAUACACACACACACACACAUAGGAUGUACCCCAAAUAUGAGAUAAUCUAUCUAUACAUAUAUAUAAAUAAAUAUAUAUAUAUAUGAAAACCCUUCCCUUUCAGAAUAGGUGUAUAUAUAUUUUUAUAUUUGUCCUGAUAUAAUUUCCUCAUUAUUGAGUUUACCUGGAUAUAAGAGAACUGUAUCUUGUUAUGGAAACUAUCUGUUGUACUAUUAAUAUGAUUGGCUGUACCAUUUCGUUAUCGCUGUUAUGAUGACACUCAUGACUAAUACCUGGUUAUCGUUCCUUUAGUGCCCUAUUGAAGACCAUUUUAUAUUUAUUAUGGAACUCAGAAUGUACAGUAUGGACUGUGUGUUUUGUUUCUACUUUUUAUCGUGGGACCAAGUACAGUUGGCACUUUCAUUUCAAUGUCGCAAUAAAUAUUGAUUCAUGCGUUUCAUUCAUAGCCGAAUAUGAUUUCUUACCCUGUCGGAGAAGAGCGAACCUAGAGAAGAACUCCAAAACGUAUAAUCGCAACUAUAAGUACAAUUAUUACUCCACUACUCCUACAUUACCUGAAUUACUUAAGUACUCUGGUUUAUAUAGGUAUUUAUGAUAUCCUAAUACAAUAGGCUUGUUUCUAAAACAAGGAUAAAAAUGCAGUUUUAGAGUCACAAACUGACACACUCGUUUCGUACUAUCAGGUGUCUGCACGUUAGGUGUAGAACUGGAAGUACAGUAGAAGACAGCAUUGCUCGUUGCACCUCAGAGGUUUGUAAAGUAGUCUGAAAAGCCAUUUCUAGCCCUGCAAAGCAACGCUAUCUUUUACUGAAGCCUACCAAAGCACGCAGACAGCUCCGACGACUUGGAAAAAAAGAAUCGACAACGACAAAAAGCCCGAUCGCUCAGCACAGUACGCGCAUACAAACUUCCGAUACUCUACGACGACGAAAAGCCACCUUUCGAGAAAAAGCUGUGUAAAGAAUUAGAAUCUGAUGCUGUAGGGAGAUCCUAGUUGCCUUUGUGUAUAUCAACUGCCUGCUUGAGUAUUUUUGUGUGUGGAAAUUUUCUCUGUAAUCUUGUAGAACUGUUCGGGGUGUUUUUCCUGCCAUACUGCUCGCCCCCCAGCGGACGAGCCGACAGUUAUAUUGCUGUGUAUACCUUCAUUUUGAUGAGGUGUUUUACGAUUUCGUUUCACUUCGUGUAGUGAUUCACUCUGUGGAGUUUCUGACUGUUGUUAUAUAACUUCAUAUACACAAAUGUUCAAUAAAAAUGUUUUAUUUCCUGUUGAUACAGAA
Puntigrus tetrazona (Sumatra barb) is the source of this 5461-nucleotide messenger RNA. RefSeq names its product synaptotagmin Ia (gene syt1a). Gene Ontology annotation, biological process: calcium ion-regulated exocytosis of neurotransmitter; regulation of dopamine secretion; regulation of calcium ion-dependent exocytosis. The coding region runs from base 389 to 1648 and encodes 419 amino acids. Lineage: Eukaryota; Metazoa; Chordata; Actinopteri; Cypriniformes; Cyprinidae. The record is from RefSeq and is a predicted model, not a curated record. Gene Ontology annotation, molecular function: clathrin binding; phosphatidylserine binding; syntaxin binding. Gene Ontology annotation, cellular component: axon; dense core granule; synaptic vesicle membrane. The transcript has 11 exons.